AUGAUCUCGAGCAAUCGUUUCCCUUUCUUUCAGUGUACACUUCCGCUUCUGUUCACGCUGUCCAUCGUCCACCUGGCUCAUGGUGCCCCGCAAGCCGCCCCAGUAUCUUACUGUGUGUACACCUUCCAAGAAUUGAACUCUGGGUUUGUAUAUUUGGCCUCCGAGAUAGGCGCGGCCGAGCAGAACUCCGCAACAUCUGGCAAUAACAGUCCCAGUGCCACAACAUUUUUCGCUGCGGCGUUAGUGGCAUCGAUCGCCCAGCAACUUGCUCCAUCGGAAUCCUCAGCGUCCGUGGCCUAUCAGAUAUCCGGAGCAUCAGCUGCAGCUUUCCCAGUUCCUCCCCCGAAUGCAGUGACAGCAUCGUCCGCAUCUAUAGGUCAGCAAGGAGCGUCUUCGCUUGCUUGGCCUUCGUCUGGGAACGGACUCGUUGCAGCUCCCACUCCGCAAGUAACUCCAAUCUCACAACUCAAUCCCACUUCUGGGGGGGUCGCCGGGAAACGCAUCGGCAGUAGCGCUCCCCACCGCCUUCUCUGCUUCCCCCUCGAGCCUGAGUGGUGGCGCACACUCAGCGGGGGCCUGGAGCCUGAUGGUGUCAGAAUCAUUGGCGCUCCACCAUACACGCCGACCAUAGGAGACGGAGAUUCAUCCCCACCACCGCCUUACGAAGCACCACCGCCCUACUCGCCGUCUCCAAAUGGACCGCCAGCCGACCCGGAAGAUCCCAAUGACCCAGAUGAUGAUGAACCAACCAAUACAGACAUAUUCACGGCCUUCUUCCAUGACAUCCAGUGCCUUACGAAUGUCCAGCGCCGUAUCCUCCGCUUCAUGUACCAACACCAUGUCCGGUGGGUGCUGCUCGAACGCAACCGUUCUCACACUUUCAGGUACCGAACCAACCACACUCUGCAAUCUUGUUAUCGAUACCUGGGUCGACGUAGCCUACGACUUCAUGACUGGCUCUAUCGCCGUACCAGCGUCUGCAAGCCCAACAUCGAUGCCAGCAGCCCCAAUUACAGUGCCAAACGCUGGCGCGGUGCCAGCGGGUUAGAUCAUCGAUCCCUGCACGAACAGCAAGUACACGUACAAUUCGAUUUCGCUCAAAAUAUGCAGAACGACAACAGCAAUUACACAAUCACCAUGACGGGGAUCGAUACGCUUGUGUACAAAGGGAUGAAGUAUCUGGGAUUGAACGAUGGGUACUACGAGGCGCCCAAUAUAGUUACUGGGACAUUAGUUCCGUCAGAUGGAGAUGAGAACAUCUUUUGUCAACCUGUCCUCGGAGCGGUGGCGAAGAGUUGUUCGGGGUCCAACAGUCUCGACGAGGAUGACUGGACGCCUAUUAGUUACUGUCUUCGGUAG
Molecule: messenger RNA, 1359 nt
Organism: Letharia columbiana
Lineage: Eukaryota; Fungi; Ascomycota; Lecanoromycetes; Lecanorales; Parmeliaceae
Exons: 2
Coding region: 1-1359 (452 amino acids)
Source: RefSeq, a predicted model, not a curated record